Molecule: messenger RNA, 1071 nt
Organism: Ornithorhynchus anatinus (platypus)
Lineage: Eukaryota; Metazoa; Chordata; Mammalia; Monotremata; Ornithorhynchidae
Gene: PSMD10
Product: proteasome 26S subunit, non-ATPase 10
Exons: 5
Coding region: 40-720 (226 amino acids)
Molecular function (GO): protein binding
Source: RefSeq, a predicted model, not a curated record
GAAGGAGGGCCGUGGGAGGGGGCAUUCGGCUGCAGAGGGAUGGAUGGGGUCGUCUCCAACGUGGGCGUCUGCAACCUGGCUUAUGCCGGGAAGCUGGAGGAGCUCAAGGACAAGGUCCUGGCCGACAAAACCCAGGCCACCAAGACUGACCAGGAUAACAGGACGGCUCUGCACUGGGCGUGUUCGGCAGGGCACACGGACAUCGUCGACUUCUUGCUGCGUUUCGGAGUGCCGGUGAACGAUAAGGACGAUGCGGGUUGGUCUCCUCUUCACAUUGCCGCCUCCGCUGGCCGCUAUGACAUCGUGAAAGCCCUCCUGGCCAAAGGAGCCCAAGUCAACGUCGUCAAUCAAAACGGCUGCACACCCUUACAUUACGCCGCUUCCAAAAACAAGCAAGAGAUUGCCAUCAUGUUGUUGGAAGGAGGAGCGAAUCCCGAUGCGACAGACCAGUUGGAGUCCACUCCGUUACACCGGGCGGCGGCCAAGGGGAACCUGAAGAUGAUCCAGAUCCUCCUGCAGCACAAGGCCUCCACCAACAUCCAGGACUCGGAAGGGAACACUCCUCUACACUUAGCCUGUGAUGAAGAGAGAGUGGAAGAAGCAAAACUACUGGUCUCCCGCGGAGCAAGCAUUUACAUAGAGAAUAAAGAAGAAAAGACCCCGCUGCAGAUGGCCAAAGGGGGUCUUGCAUCCUUGCUCAGGAGGCUAGUGGAAGGCUAGCUGAGCUGAGUUUGUUUUUUGUAUUCCCUUUUCUUGGGAACCACCUCCUCCUGCCAGGUGCACCCAGGUGGAAUGUUUGCGCUGUUUGUAUGUCAUAGGGUGUGGAAGACUUUACACCAAAUUAAGUAAAUGUCUGUGGACCAAGUUCUCCUCUUAUUUCUUCCCCUGCUCCCAUAUCCUCUCUGUGAGCCACAAGCAUUCUCUUCCUGGGGCUAAUCAAUCUAUCACUGGUAUUUACUGAGAGCUUACUGUGAGCAGAGGGCUAGGGAGAGUCCAAUACAACAGAAUUGUGUGUAUUCCCUGCACUCAAGGUGUUGACAGUCUGGAUCGCAUUAAAAUUCUCCAAAGGGU